Messenger RNA from Trichogramma pretiosum, 2514 nucleotides. RefSeq names its product kinesin-like protein KIF3A (gene Klp64D). Gene Ontology annotation, molecular function: ATP binding; microtubule motor activity; microtubule binding. NCBI's taxonomy places the organism in Eukaryota, Metazoa, Arthropoda, Insecta, Hymenoptera, Trichogrammatidae. The record is from RefSeq and is a predicted model, not a curated record. Gene Ontology annotation, biological process: microtubule-based movement. The transcript has a single exon. The coding region runs from base 22 to 1905 and encodes 627 amino acids.
GUCGUGUAUACAUAGAAAAUCAUGCCGGCGUCUCGGGCAUUGACCAAGUCCAACAGCAGCGAGGAGAUCGAGAACGUGCGCGUGGUCGUGCGGCUGAGGCCAGUCAGCGGCAAAGAGAUCGACGAGCACUGUCAAAGCAUCAUCAAAAUCGACACCCUCAACAAUGUCAUCACCGUGCGCAAUCCGAACGCGACCCGCGAGGAGCCACCCAAGGUCUUCGUAUUCGACGCCGUCUUUGACGCCGAGUCUACCCAGGUCGACAUUUACAACGAGACUGCUAGGCCCAUUGUCAACAAAGUCUUGCAGGGCUACAAUGGAACGAUAUUCGCCUACGGCCAGACCGGAGCUGGCAAGACUUACACCAUGACUGGUACGAAAACUUCGCCCCAACUCAGGGGUAUAAUACCCAACUCGUUUGCCCAUAUAUUUGGCCACAUUGCAAAGGCCGAUGAGAAUCAAAAGUUUCUCGUUAGGGCUACUUACUUGGAACUGUAUAAUGAAGAAAUCAGAGAUUUGCUGGGAAAAGAUUUGCAUCAAAAGUUAGAUGUCAAAGAGAGACCCGACAUUGGUGUUUAUGUCAAAGAUUUGAGUGGUUAUGUUGUGAACAACGCAGAUGAUCUUGAUCGGAUUAUGACAAUCGGUAACAAAAACAGGGUCAUUGGAGCAACUGCAAUGAACUCUUGUAGUUCCAGAUCCCAUGCUAUAUUUACUAUAACUGUUGAGUCUAGUAAUAUUGGAGAAGAUGGUCAGCAACAUGUGAAAAUGGGUAAACUGCAUCUGGUUGACCUGGCUGGGUCAGAAAGACAGAGCAAAGCUAAGACUAGUGGAAUUAGGCUUAGAGAAGCGGCGAAAAUCAAUCUUUCUCUGUCUACUUUGGGAAAUGUUAUUUCAGCUCUGGUCGAUGGUCAAAGCUCACAUGUACCAUAUAGAAAUUCUAAACUCACAAGAUUGUUACAAGAUUCCUUAGGUGGUAACUCAAAGACCCUUAUGUGUGCUAAUAUAAGUCCUGCUGAUAUAAAUUAUGAUGAAACCAUCAGCACACUUAGGUAUGCUAACAGAGCCAAAAAUAUUAAGAACCAUGCUAGAGUAAAUGAAGACCCUAAAGAUGCUCUGUUAAGACAAUUUCAAAUUGAAAUUGAACAGCUCAGAGAGCAAUUAGAAACUAAUGGUUGUGGUGUGUCAGAGUCAGAUGAAGAAUCAGACCAAGCUGAAGAAAUUGAUCCAGAAGAAGAAAACAAAAAAGCUGAUAAACUACAAAAGAUAUUAGAAAAAGAAAAUCCCAAAGAUAUAAUGGAGUUAGAACAAACUCAGUCACAGAAAGCUCUAUUACGCGAAAAAAUACAAAACUUGCAAAAAAAGAUACUUGUAGGAGGAGAAAAUCUUUUAGAAAAAGCUGAAACUCAAGAGAACCUUUUAGCGGAAUCGGCCAAGGAGCUGGAAGAGCGAAAGCGCAAAGAAGAAGAACUCAAGAAGGCCAUUGAAGAAAAAGAAGCAGAGAGAAUCGAUAUUGAAGAAAAGUACUCGUCGCUUCAAGAAGAAGCAGUAGGCAAAUCCAAAAAAUUAGUAAAAAUCCAUGCAAUGCUGUUGUCCGUUAAAGCUGAGCUAUCAGACCUGCAGCAAGAGCAUCAGCGAGAAAUGGAAGGCCUAUUGGAAGGAGUCCGAAGUAUCGGACGCGAACUACAACUUCAAGAGGUGAUCUCACAAACUUACAUUCCACCACAGUAUCAAACGCUCAUCGAGAGAUACGUUCAUUGGAACGAAGAUAUUGGCGAGUGGCAACUGAAAUGUGUUGCUUACAGUGGAAACAAUAUGAGAAAGACUGAAAAUAAAUCAAUACACGAAGAAAAUAAAAAUCCAGCCAUUCCAAUGAUGUCUUACGCAUUUCAUUCAUACUCGGAAGUGUAAUAUCUAUUUUUCCAAGGGAUUAAUUCUAGUCAAUCGCAUUAAACUAUUCCGUCAUAUUCAGUAUUAUUUGAAUUGCUACUGUUUUACGCUUAUUAAUUAAUGUAAUAUAUUUUAGUGUUUCAAUAAAACGAAAUUAUGGUUUUUAAAAUUGAGUAAACAAGCACAUAUUUGAUUCAUAUCAACCUUGUUAUUACGUCUUUAUUUUUAUCAUAUCACUUUAUCAAUUAUCAAAGAAUAACAAAUCAUUUUUAAAAAGGUCAUUUAUGUCCUUCUUUGUUUUAUUUUGUAGUCAAUAGAAUUGAAAAACAAUAUAUAUCAAAAUUCUCAUUGAUUUGAUCACUAAAAUGUACUCUUAUCGAUUCGUUUUAAUAAUAUAAUAUCAACCUUACAAAGAUUUCUCGCACUUUUUACAUCAACGCUGGAACGCUGGAACGCUGGAAGUCUACAACUUUAUUAAUGGUAUUCCAAUGAUCUCAUAAGUUAACAUGCACUUCGUCUUAUUUGUCACUGACCAUGAUUAUCUGAUUUACACUAAAAAAUUACUCAUUUAGCAAUCAUUUACCAAUUGCAUUAAAAAAUGUUUCAUUCUUAUUUUUUUUUUAUACUUUU